Moneuplotes crassus is the source of this 2066-nucleotide messenger RNA. The record is from the annotation of a GenBank genome assembly. NCBI's taxonomy places the organism in Eukaryota, Ciliophora, Spirotrichea, Euplotida, Euplotidae.
AAAUGAAUAGGCCAAUACCGUCUGAAGAGUCUGAAAAGCCCUUGAAAGAUGAACACGACAAUAUUCAAAUGAAAAUAUCAUGGAAGGAUCUCCACUAUACUGUCAAGGCGACGUAUAAUAAAGCCCAAAUAGAAGAUCUCGACAUUAAAGAGAAGCAUUAUAAUAAAGAAAUUCUCAAACCACAAAGUGGUUAUGUAAAAUCUGGGGAAACAUGUUUUAUCAUGGGUUCCUCCGGAGCUGGUAAGACCACUCUACUUAAUGUACUCUGUGACAGAAUCACUCGGAACAACAAGUGUAAGCUUGAAGGAGAAAUAUUGCUUAACGAUACGUACCCAGUGACACAAAAAGACUUUGGAAAGUACGGAGCCUAUGUAAUGCAAGACGAUGUGCUCUUCCCUACACUAACUUGAGAAGAAGUGAUUACCUUCUCAGCAAGGCUCAAGCUCAACAUCACUGGUCAGGAGCUUAGAAGGAGAGUUGAUCGGAUCAUUGACAGCCUUGGCCUUUUGAAGUGUAGAAAGACCAAGAUCGGAAGUCAACAGCUUAAAGGACUUAGUGGAGGUGAAAGAAAGAGAACUGCUAUCGGAGUUGAAAUGAUCACUAACCCUAGAGUCCUAUUUCUAGAUGAACCAACUUCUGGAUUGGAUAGCUUCACAGCUAAUAAGAUUGUGAGGCUUUUAGUAAAUCAAUCUCGUCAAGGGAGGACUGUUAUUGCGACAAUUCAUCAGCCAAGUUCAAGUACUUUUGCAUUGUUUGAUAGAUUAAUAUUGCUGAUGGAUGGACACUUGAUCUAUCAAGGUAAAGCUGAUCAGGCUGUCAAUUACUUCCAAGGACUAGGCUUCAAGAUUCCAACAUAUGCAAACCCAGCAGACUUCUUUCUUCAGGAGUUCUAUGUUCCUUUUUAUAAAAAGAAAGAAGACCUAGAGAAGUUAGAGUUACUAAUCCGAGGAUAUCAGCAAAACAUGAAGGUUGCAGUAGAAAAUGAAGACGCCAACAUAAAUAACUUAGAAGAAAUAACUUCAGAGAAACUUGCUGAUACCACCAACCAUGCAGGACCCUGAAUAGAAUUUAUAGAGAUUGUUAAAAGAACGGUCAAAAAUAUUGCUAGAAAUCCCAUAAUCAUCAAAAUAAGAACCAUGCAAACUUUGGUAGUAUCCAUCCUGUGUUGACUAAUCUUUUGGGAUUUGACAGAAGAUAGGCAAGGUGCUAACGGAAAAGCAGGAUUCUGCUUCUUUAUUGGAAUCAACCAAACAAUGACAGCACUUAUGGGAGUACUCUUAAUCUUUAUCCUCGAGCGCCCAGUCUUUUUACGUGAAUAUGCGAAUAAAACAUACGGUAUGACUCCUUACUUUAUUGCGAAGUCAAUAGUAGAAGCUCCAUUUCAGCUAAUAUUUCCCUUCUUAACUUCUCUGAUUACCUAUUUCCCAAUAGGAUUUACAGCGGAGUUUGAUAAGUUCUUGAUCUUCACACUUGUCCUCAUGGUUCUCGUCUUUUGCUCAACUUCAGUCGGAUUCUUUGUUGGAUGCCUCUUUGAUAAUGCUUCAAAGGCAACCCCUGCUUCAAUGAUGAUAAUGCUGCCUUAUAUUAUCUUUGGAGGUUAUUUUGUUAACCUCAAAGAUGUGUAUGUGUGGCUCAGAUGGAUACAGUACAUUUCUCCACUAAGAUACUCGACAGAAGCGUUGCUGAGAAACGAAUUUGAAGAUAACUCAGAUUACUCAGCUGAAUUUCAGAAAAUCUAUGAGAGAUAUGACUACAAUUUCGGCCUAUGGCCAUGCAUUGGAAUGCUAUUUCUUCUCUCUUUUGUUUUCAGAAUUGGGGCUCUCAUAGCACUCAAGUUAACAGUUGCAAAAGUGCAGUAGUGUCAUCAUUAAAUUUGAAAUUUGGAUUUAUUAAGGUAUUUGAUCAACUAUUCUUACUCAAUUUUCCUCAUUUAACCUCUUUUACAAGUUAGAUCCUUCAUUGUUAGCAUUGUUAUUCUCUCUGGUAGCUAUACUAAUUUUCAAAUUGUAAGCCAGUCGUUCAAAGUUAACAUUUUUGAAUCACGUAACACUUCAAAAUCCAUAAGA